Molecule: messenger RNA, 6232 nt
Organism: Mastomys coucha (southern multimammate mouse)
Lineage: Eukaryota; Metazoa; Chordata; Mammalia; Rodentia; Muridae
Gene: Grk5
Product: G protein-coupled receptor kinase 5
Exons: 17
Coding region: 839-2611 (590 amino acids)
Biological process (GO): regulation of signal transduction; signal transduction; protein phosphorylation
Cellular component (GO): cytoplasm
Molecular function (GO): ATP binding; G protein-coupled receptor kinase activity
Source: RefSeq, a predicted model, not a curated record
CCGCCAGGUCGCCCCGGGCUGACGAACCCCUCGCUGCCCGGAAACAAAGUGCACCUUUGUCAGCGACCUGGCGCUUGUGAGCGGCAGACGGCGGGCCUCGCGGAACCCCAGGGGAGCGCCUUCGCUCCGGUCUCAGCUCACUCCUGGGCCUCCCACAGCAGCGUUCUACCGCCUUGGCUUGUGCUUUCCGCUUUCUUGGAUCUUGGCGGGACAGGAAAGGGACUCUGCGCUCCAGGAGUAGGGGUUCCACCUUGGCUGAGUCGUUCUUGACUCUCCUGCCGGCGAGUCUGGGCCGCCUGGGCUCAGCGCCAUACCUGCAGCAGUCCUGCUCCACAGUCCGGGUGCAGUAGAGCCCCCGCCUCGUCAGACGCCGGACUACAAUUCCCAGCAUUCCCCGCGUUCAGAGCGCGCGGUGGGAGUUGCCUCUGGGCCGACGCCUGCGCGCUGCGGCGGCUCGAGUCUGGAGUACCACACCCCCGGGAGGGGAACGAGGGGAGGCUGAAACAUCCGAAGCAUUAAAGCAUCCGAGGGAGCCGGAGGGGAGGAGAAUGGAGUGACAGAGACGCGCGGAGGGUGGGGGGUGGGGGGGGAAAGUGUUGAGGGAGGGGGGAGGGGGGACACAGAGGGAGGAAGAAGCGGCGACGGCGUCUCUUCGGUGCAGAGGGGGAAACUCCGCGGGCUCGUAGAAAGAAUAAUGCGGUAGCAGGCAGACUGCUUGCUCUGGGGUUUGGCAGCAGCGGCGGCAGCUCGAGCAGCGGCAGCUCGAGCAGCGGCACCGGCAUCACCCCAGAAGCCGACAGCAUCGCCGGCCGGCUCCCUCGCUGACUGCCGACUGUCAAUGGAGCUGGAAAACAUCGUGGCCAACACGGUCUUGCUGAAAGCCCGGGAAGGGGGUGGAGGAAAGCGCAAAGGGAAAAGCAAGAAGUGGAAGGAAAUCCUGAAGUUUCCUCACAUCAGCCAGUGUGAAGACCUCCGAAGGACCAUAGACAGAGAUUACUACAGUCUAUGUGACAAGCAACCAAUUGGAAGACUGCUUUUUCGACAGUUCUGUGAAACCAGGCCUGGGCUGGAGUGCUAUAUUCAAUUCCUGGACUUAGUGGCAGAAUAUGAAAUUACUCCAGAUGAAAACCUUGGAGCAAAAGGGAAGGAAAUAAUGACCAAGUACCUCACUCCAAAGUCCCUGGUCUUCAUUGCCCAAGUUGGACAGGACCUGGUCUCCGAGACAGAGAAGAAGCUCCUGCAGAGCCCCUGCAAAGAACUCUUUUCUGCUUGUGCUCAGUCUGUCCAUGACUACUUGAAGGGAGACCCCUUCCACGAGUACCUGGAUAGCAUGUAUUUUGACCGUUUUCUGCAGUGGAAAUGGUUAGAAAGACAACCAGUGACCAAAAACACUUUCCGGCAGUACCGAGUGCUGGGCAAAGGGGGCUUUGGAGAGGUGUGUGCCUGCCAGGUUCGGGCCACUGGUAAAAUGUAUGCUUGCAAACGCUUAGAGAAGAAGAGGAUCAAAAAGAGGAAAGGAGAGUCCAUGGCACUCAACGAAAAGCAGAUUCUUGAGAAGGUCAACAGCCAGUUUGUGGUCAACUUGGCCUAUGCCUAUGAGACCAAAGAUGCACUAUGCCUGGUUCUUACCAUUAUGAAUGGUGGUGACCUGAAGUUCCACAUCUACAACAUGGGGAAUCCUGGCUUUGAGGAAGAGCGAGCCUUGUUUUAUGCAGCUGAGAUUCUCUGUGGCCUAGAAGACUUACAUCGUGAGAACACUGUCUAUAGAGAUCUAAAACCCGAAAACAUCUUGCUGGAUGAUUAUGGCCACAUCAGGAUCUCAGACCUGGGACUGGCUGUGAAGAUCCCUGAGGGAGACCUUAUCCGUGGUCGGGUAGGCACUGUUGGCUACAUGGCCCCAGAAGUUCUGAACAACCAGCGAUAUGGCCUGAGCCCUGACUACUGGGGCCUGGGCUGCCUCAUCUAUGAGAUGAUUGAGGGCCAGUCACCAUUUCGAGGCCGCAAGGAAAAGGUGAAACGUGAAGAGGUGGAUCGCCGGGUGCUGGAGACCGAGGAGGUAUAUUCCUCCAAGUUCUCUGAAGAGGCCAAGUCCAUCUGCAACAUGCUGCUCACCAAAGACUCGAAGCAGAGGCUGGGCUGCCAGGAGGAGGGGGCUGCUGAGGUCAAGAGGCACCCCUUCUUCAGGAACAUGAACUUUAAGCGCCUGGAGGCUGGGAUGUUGGACCCUCCCUUCGUUCCAGAUCCCCGGGCUGUAUACUGCAAGGAUGUGCUGGACAUUGAGCAGUUCUCCACUGUGAAAGGUGUCAACCUGGACCAUACGGAUGAUGACUUCUACUCAAAGUUCUCUACAGGCUCUGUGCCAAUCCCAUGGCAGAAUGAGAUGAUAGAAACAGAAUGUUUCAAGGAGCUGAAUGUGUUCGGACCUAACGGUACCCUCUCACCAGACCUGAACAGAAGUCAACCUCCAGAACCGCCAAAGAAAGGGCUAUUCCACAGACUCUUCAGGCGUCAGCAUCAAAACAAUUCCAAGAGCUCACCUACUCCUAAGACCAGUUGUAACCACCGCAUAAAUUCAAACCACAUCAAUUCAAACUCCACUGGAAGCAGCUAGUUUCAGCUCUGGCCUUGAAGUCAAAAGUGGAACCAGCUCAGAGCCUUCUACUUGGAAGCAGACCUUUAUAGCCAGAGGAGCUUCCACUGUGGCUCAGUGGCCAGGAAAGCUCUACUGGGAACCAGGAUAGGAUACUGUUCCCCCAAUAACCAACCUCCAAGUUUCUCAAAGAAAUUUCCACUCAGGUCUGUUUUCCAAGGUGGCCCCAAGCUGGGGUGGACUAGAAUUUUCCUUGUUGAACAUUGCAAUAGAAACUCAAUGGGAUAUGACAGCUUGCACGGAUUUUAAUAGCAACCUAACUAGAAUUGAAUUUUGUCUUUAUUAUUUUUAAAGGAAAGUUUUGUAAAUUUAUCUCUUGUCUCUGUUUACAUUUUGUAUAUUUGUAUUUAAAUGAAAGUCAGACUUCAAGGGUGUAUAUUUUCUGUGCAGCCACUGUUAAGCCAUGUGUUUUAAGACAUUUUAGAUUGGGGGGGGUUACAAAAAAUGUGACUCUAGACUUCUAGAGCCUCAAAAGAGAAAAUGUUUUUAUUAAAUAUAGAAAAUAUUUCACUUUUCACCUUUAAAGACCUGAUUACAUCUAUCUACAUCUAUCUCUUUAGCCUUUUCCCCACUCAGUGUAGCUAUCGCUCUCCUGUUGACUUGUAACAAGCUGAAUGAAAUGCCAGAAUACAUUUGGGCUAUCUCCCAACCCAAACACUCCUUGUGAACUAUGACAGUACUUCUAUGAGCAGGACUUUGACAUUGCAGCUUCAUUGGCUUUCUGUAGAGCAUCCAGCAUGUAGGGUGAGACAUCCUAAACCGCUGGGCUAGAGAUCUCGGCUGCUAAAACCAGUGGUUUUAAGAGGUUUCUGUUGUGUUUGGGAAUUUCUGUUAUAUAUUCUUUUUAGGAAUUUGUAUUGAUGAUAAUGACUAGUCAUGAUAACCCAAGUGUUCUCAAUCAUGGGACUAUGGAGAAGUGUGAAUUAGGAUCCAUCCUGAGUGACUACCUCCAAGUUUGUUUAGGCCUUGGCUGGUCAGCAAACUGGUCACCAUAUCAUGAGCCUUCAUGUGACUCCACAUUUGUUGGCUUCUAUGACAUGAAGGAAGUCAUCUCAACAGGAAAAUAGGAUGCCUGAGAGCAAACCCAGGCACCAGUGAAAUUUAAGACAAUCUCAUUGUCACUUCCCCAGGAGAGGUGGGCCAGAGGCUGGUUCUAAUUGGGCAUCUCAGAGCCAUAGGCGAAAGUCACUCCUGAAAGACUUGAUGGGCUUAUCUUUCCAGCCCUGGGAAGUUGUCACCUAGGCCCUGAAGUCCUAGAAGGUGACAAGGUACACAUUUGAUCUCACCUUCCCACCAGAACAGGGUGAGCAGCUAGUCUCACUGCUCCCUGGGAAGCUGAAGCUCUGAGUAUGACUCUGCCACAAGACUGGCCUCAGCCACCAAUUACUAGGGUUUUUUUUGUUUUGUUUUGUUUUGUUUUUUACAGGAUGAGGCAGGCACUACCUGAAUCAGCCCCAGUUACAAUGCAGAGUCCUAGGUAUACACCCCAAGCCUACUAUGUGGUGAUCUCAUUUUGUAGUUCAGGCUGGUUUCAAACACAAAUCCUCCUGCUUCAGCCUCUGGAGUUCUAAGGCUACAAGUGCAUACUACCAUGGAAACUGAAUCUAUACUAAGUAUCUCAGACCUGGUGCACUUCCCCUUGUCCACUUGCUCUAUACUGUAGUGUGAGAACCAUUCCGCAGACCUGUGAGUAUGGCCAUUCCAAAUGUGUUUUGUUUUGUUUUGUUUUGUUUUUGAGGGGCCUAACAACUUUGGGUCUUGAGGAGAACAAUCCCAAGCGUAUCAGUCUCAUAUCUUUGAUUCCAAGCUCUCCAAGGGCUCACUGCUAAAAAAGAGCCUUUGGGAAUGAUCAUCCUGAAAUCAGUUAAUCAUGAGAGUUAAAACAGACAGGCUCCAUGGCGCAAGAUUAACUUCAAGCCUGGCUCCCAGGCUACUUCUGAACUUUUCUUGGGCUGAACAUGAAGCAAACGCAAACGACCAGGUUCUUCUGGGGAGCAGGACACUCAAUACUUCCAGAUCAUCAAGCCCUUAAGGAAAAGAAGAAUUAUCAUCUUCCUGGGGUGGUCAUCAGCCUCAGCCACACACAAUCCCCGAUCAAUCUCCUUACAGGUUUGUCCCUACUUCCCCAUCCAUAGCCAUUUAACUCUUAGGAACUCUUAGGUAACUCUUACGAAGCAGUUUCUCCUUAGGCCUCAAAGUCAAGGCAAUGUCCAUUGCAGCAGAGAAUCCCCAGGAAGCUGAAAAGAGAUACAAGUCUGUCUACUGAGAGUUCCCAUAAUGGGGUCCUGAAAGCCUGUACACUGAAAUGUACCUGAGUACCUGUGGGAGGAGGAGACUCGGAAUAUCAUUCCAGAAUAUCAAGAAGGCCUGAUCCCUACCUUCCAGGAGGAUGGUGUCUAUCCUCUACUUGAGCCUGAACCACAAGGCUCCAUGCUAACCCAACUGUCUAGGGGCUGGUCUCUGAAAUGUGUUGUUCUCUUAGAGGGGCAGGCAGCAAGAGGCAGGUAGCUCCAGUAACAGGCAUGCCUCACAUGACCCAUGAUGUUUCUGAUGAGUCCAUGUUUGAGGGGACAUGUGCAUGGCAAACCUUUGCAUUAGAGGAACAAGUAAGAUGAGAACUUGCCUCAUAGCUGAGGCUAGCCCCUAAGAAAGCUGAGAUCAGAAAGUUUCCAUGGAACUUAGCCCCACUGUUGAAAUCCAUUAUUUUCUUUUGAACCAUGUACUUUCUUGAAAGUCUGGCUCUACUUUCCAUCAAAUUCACUGAGCUACUAACUUCAACAUAGAGCAGACAAUGCAGCCUCCUGUAGCCUAGCAUUCUAAGCCUUGAUAAAGGAAAUGGUGGCAGCUUCUUUGGACAAUUAGAGUUCACAAGAGAAGAGAAAAAAACGAUUCAAACAACACUGGACUCUUCUCAUGAGCUAUUGUGUGCUUGCUUUUCUGACUUGUAUCCUUAUCCCUUUCCAAGGGUCUCCCAUCUUUAUGACCCAAUACCCUAAGAUAAGACCUUAUUGCUUCUUAGAUUUUGCCAUGGAAGGGCAGUAUAAAGCCUCUUUCUCCAGACUACAACUGACACGCCUACCCUUGAACCACUUCUGUACCUAUUUAUACAACCAGCCGCCCAGCUAUUGAAGCUGAUAGGCAUGUAGGCCAGAUCCUGCAUAGGCACAUAUGGUGCCUCCCCUGAAAAGCCUUGACUCAGGACAAUGAUUUAACAUAUGACAAACUAGCUCACCCUAGCAAAGAAGUAUCUUUCACCCUAAAAGAAGAUGCUGGCCAUUUUUCCAGUUCAGCGACACACCAUCCUGUAAUAGAUCACAAGUUAAAUGUUGUCCAUUAGAAGGACAUUGUAGCUAUUGGCAUUGUUAUAAUAAUAACUCUGUUUUCCAAAGGUUUCUAUUUUUUUCCCACGGAGACUUUAGCAUUAAUGAAUGGAUGUGGUUCCAUCUUGAAGGUUAUUGUCCAUGAUAACAGCUUCUGUUGUGCUGCUCUGAACCUCUCAUGUUCCAUUCACUGUGUCACAGUGCCAUCUUGUCUAGCCACAAUCACUGUUAUUUUAUAGAGAAAUAAAUUCUUUAAUGAACA